CUAAUCCAGUUCCAGACCCCAAGACGGUCCUUUGCGUCUAUUACAAAGCUGGAACAUGUGAUAAAGGGAACAAAUGCAAAUUUAGCCAUGACCUGAACAUCGCUAGAAAGGUGGACAAGAUGGAUCUGUACAGUGACGCCCGAGAAGAUAAGGAGAAUGACACCAUGGAUAACUGGGACGAGGAAAAGCUACGCAAGGUUGUACUAUCAAAGGCAGGAAACCCGAGGACUACAACAGAUAUCGUCUGCAAGUAUUUCAUUGAAGCAAUCGAAACAAGAAACGACUGCAUGUAUCGGCAUGCUCUACCCCCUGGUUUUGUUCUGAAGUCACAGAAGAAAGCUAUGGAGGAAGCUGCCAAGGCCAAUGAGAUUUCAUUAGAGGAGUUCCUAGAAGUCGAAAGACACAAGCUUGGCUCAAAUCUGACACCAGUGACUCCUGAGUCGUUUGCAGAGUGGAAGCGGACACGACUAGACAAGAAGGCAGCUGAAGAGGAUGCAGUGAAAAAGGCGAAAGAGACCCAAAAUGCGGCAGGCAAGGUGAACGGAAUGAGCGGCCGCGACCUGUUCGACUAUCGACCCGAAUGGUUUGCCGAAGAGGAAGACGAGACUGGUUCUGGAGACGAAGGAGAUGACUCGGAUGGUUGGGAUAUAGAGAAGAUGCGGCAGGAGACUAGGGAGGCCCAAGAGCGAGAGGAGGAAACGCGGAUGGAACAGCUGAGACAAGAGUUUGAGCACGUCGAA
Acaulospora colombiana is the source of this 740-nucleotide messenger RNA. The record is from the annotation of a GenBank genome assembly. NCBI's taxonomy places the organism in Eukaryota, Fungi, Glomeromycota, Glomeromycetes, Diversisporales, Acaulosporaceae.